AUGAGGAUCAAGAAGAAGGGGACUUCCGGUAACGCCAAGAACUUCAUCACCAGGACACAAGCUGUUAAGAAGCUCCAGGUCUCGUUGGCUGAUUUCCGUCGGCUCUGUAUAUUCAAAGGUAUAUAUCCGCGGGAACCGCGUAAUAAGAAAAAGGCAAAUAAAGGCUCCACCGCUCCAGUAACGUUUUAUUAUGCUAAGGAUAUCCAAUAUUUGCUCCACGAGCCUGUUUUGCAAAAGUUUAGAGAGCACAAGACAUUUGCCAAAAAGUUACAGCGUGCUUUGGGCCGUGGAGAGGUUAGUGAUGCCGCUCGUUUAGAGUCGAAUAGACCAAAGUACUCGUUGGACCAUGUCAUCAAGGAGAGAUAUCCAACAUUUUUGGAUGCGUUGAGAGACCUCGAUGAUCCUCUCAAUAUGUUAUUUCUCUUUGCCAAUAUGCCUGCUACCGAUAAAGUGAGCCAUAGGAUCACCAAAGAUGCUGAAAAAUUAUGCAACCAAUGGCUUGCCUACGUUGCGAAGGAAAGAUUGAUCAAGAAGGUUUUCGUUUCUAUCAAGGGUGUUUACUACCAAGCCAAUGUUAUGGGCCAGGAGGUGAGAUGGUUGGUACCUUACAAGUUUCCCACCAAUAUCCCUUCAGACGUUGAUUUCAGAAUCAUGAUGACGUUUUUGGAAUUUUAUUCCACCUUGUUGCAUUUUGUGUUGUACAAGUUGUACAACAAUGCAAACUUGAUUUACCCUCCAACUAUCGAUAUCGAGAAACUCAAGGGUAUUGGUGGCUUGUCGGCCUACAUUCUUCAGACUAAAGACAGUGUCAAUCCGUUAAUACCAAAGACAAAAGCCGCCCAAACUGACGCUGCCGGAACAAAACUUGACGACAAGGAGAUUUCCAAGGCCAUUGAGGCAGACCAGAAAGAUGAUGACGAAGAUGUGGAACCUGGUGUCGAUGAAGUUGAGUUAGAUGAAUUCUCCGCUACCAACAAGACCACUGGAGACUUGUUGAGCCAGCCUUCCCAAUACGCCAGUCCAACAUCCACGUUAUUUUCCAAGUUUGUCUUUUAUGUUGGUCGUGAAGUUCCAUUAGAUAUUCUUGAGUUUUGUAUAUUAUCGUGUGGUGGAUCUUUGGUUUCUGAGAUAGCCAUGGAUGAUUUGAAAAUCAACCAUCCUGAAGCAUACAAAAACUUGGACUUGAGUACCAUCACCCACCAAAUCGUCGACAGACCAAAGGUUGCAUCGAAGGUGGCUGGAAGAACUUAUAUUCAACCUCAAUGGAUUUUCGAUUCGUUGAACCAAGGAAGCUUACUUCCCGUCAAUCUGUAUGCACCAGGUGAGACACUUCCACCACACUUGUCACCAUGGGGAGACGCUGCUGGGUAUGAUCCUGAAAGCAAGAAGACCGAGGAAGGUGAGCAAGAAGACGAGGAAGAAGAAGAAGAGGAAGUGGAAGUUGAGGAAGAAGAUGAGAACCAAGAGGAACCUGAAGAAGAAGACGAAGAUGUCAAAGAACAGAGAGAAUUGGAGAUGGAGGCAUCUGGUGUGAAAUUCUCCGAUACUGUGGAAGACAAGAAGAAGAAGCCAUCUAAGAAGAGAAGUGCCGAAGAAGAAGAGAAGGACCUUAAGAAGAUCAUGAUGACCAACAAGCAGCGUAAAUUGUAUAACAAGAUGCAAUAUGGUAUCAACAAGAAGGAGACCAGACAAGACGAGUUGGCCAAGAAGAGAAGAAAGAUUGACAAGAAGAAGGCCGAGUUGCAGAAGCUUAAUUAA
Molecule: messenger RNA, 1758 nt
Organism: Meyerozyma guilliermondii ATCC 6260
Lineage: Eukaryota; Fungi; Ascomycota; Pichiomycetes; Serinales; Debaryomycetaceae
Gene: PES1
Product: mRNA-binding ribosome synthesis protein
Exons: 1
Coding region: 1-1758 (585 amino acids)
Biological process (GO): maturation of LSU-rRNA from tricistronic rRNA transcript (SSU-rRNA, 5.8S rRNA, LSU-rRNA); ribosome biogenesis
Cellular component (GO): nucleolus; PeBoW complex
Molecular function (GO): RNA binding
Source: RefSeq, a predicted model, not a curated record